Messenger RNA from Recurvomyces mirabilis, 3500 nucleotides. RefSeq lists its product as uncharacterized. NCBI's taxonomy places the organism in Eukaryota, Fungi, Ascomycota, Dothideomycetes, Mycosphaerellales, Teratosphaeriaceae. The annotation marks the transcript as partial. The transcript has 4 exons. The record is from RefSeq and is a predicted model, not a curated record.
AUUCCAUUACGACUGAUCACCUCCCGCAGUGGAAUUCGCUCGAUACAGGACAGUGGAAUUGCUACGCAUACAAAGACCAUAAAUGUCAGAAGAAGUUCGAGGAGCCUACAGGACUUCUGCCACGUCACUCAAUAGACAUCUAUGGGUCUCACAACAUCGAGUUCGCGACUCCGAGGUGUUAUGGGUCUGAGCAAGUUCCCGCCGACAGUGAAAGGCGCUCUGUCGAGCCAACACCAUGUGCAUCAACGGCAUCAAGCGAUGAGAACGUACGAUACGGGCUUGCCGAACGGAAGGGUGGUGGUCGGGGAGGGCAUGGUGGAGGCGGAGGUAGCUUGCGUAGCGCUCAUCAUUGGUACUGGUACGGUGAUGAUGGUGAAGGAUAUCCAUACGCCAAGCAUCCCCAUUGGAGGACGAUUUACAAGCGCUCGUUUCUGGGGCGCAGCGGUGGCGGAAAUAGUGGUGGCGGACACGCUUCCACCAACCCUAGCAGAUCAUCAACCUCGCCAUCCAGCAAGUCAGUCUCGGGCAAAUGGGGCUCGACUAGCUGGUUCAGUCGAUCGGGCGCAAAUCGGGGCGGAUCACCAAGUGCAUCAACGUCGUCGGGUCCAGGGUCACACCCUCCUCAGAAAUCAGCUAAGGCCGUCAAAGCUCUUUGGACUGCAAAUGCUAACGGAGUAGACGUUGUUGGACUCCUGCUCUGCGAAACCUCCAACAAAAGAGAAUGCUUAGAGAUUCGGCAACCCUCCCACCAAUGCCGCUCUCUUCCGGUGCGGUAUUUGGGGUAUAAAUGGAAGAUUGCAUUAACGGCAAACGUACUAUGCACACCUUUUGCGGACACGGGUUGCGAUAAGCCGAUCAGAGGUCUCAGCCUGCCAUAUCAAGCCAGUCGCUAUUCGCGCCGUACCUUUUCAUUUGGCAGUUUCUAUUGCAGACAACUUUCUCCUAGCAAACAAAGCCAUGCUGAAGCUGGCAACGCAACCCAUCAGAAUGGUUCGCCACAUGCUGGCAUAUCUACUCCCGAUCCAGCACCAGUCACUGCACAGCAAGGACAACCCUACAGUACGGGAGGAGAUGGAUAUUCUGGAGCGCAACCUGGUGGUCAGAGUGGAUACAGCAGGUUUGGUUCAAACAAUGGCAUGUUGGGGUCGCCAUAUAAUGCUGGUGGUCAGGACAGCUACAAUCAGGGCUAUGGCUCGAGUCCUCCUUACACUGCUCCAGGAUCAACGUAUGGUCAAUCAGCUGGCUAUGAUAGCCCUGGCGAGCCUGCUGGGUUCGAUGGACAGGCUCAGCAACAAGGAGCGUAUCCAGAUUCUGAGGACCGCUCUGGAGGUUUACGCAGUUCUGGCACAAGUGACGAUGAUCAAGCCCAGAAUUCGAACAAUGAGUACCAAAAGAGUCCUGGAAAGGGAGUUCAGAGCGCGAAUUCCGAGGAUAUUGACUACCAGGGCUCGGUUUCAGGCAUGGGCGGUAAAGACAGGUACGAUGAGCAUGAAGCCGAAGGCACAUCCCAACAUCCAGGAUCUGAUGCGGGCGCUGCCGAAGCUCCAAGUGGCAAGAAGGGGUAUGAUGAUUAUGAAGAUGAAGGUACAUCUCAGGAUUUGGGCUCAAAUUCAGGCUCUGGUAAAGGCUCUGGUAAAGGCUCUGGUGGUGGUGAGUACGAUGAACAUGAUAAGACUGUUUCCUCUGAGGCCCAGGAUGAAGAAAGUGGUUCCGGGCGCAAUGAUCUGAAAUCUGAAGCUGAUGCAAGUAAUAUGGGAGAGGAGGAAGAUCAGCGGGACAGCGACAGACGUCGGCCCUCCAAUGCUAGUCUACAAUCGGCUAAUGGUGACGACUCUGGUUACGACACCCAGAGUGAGGAAGAUGGGAAGGCGCAUGGCGAUAGCCAGAGCUAUCGGUCUUCGACUACGGAACAAAGGAAGAGGACUGUGCACCAGCGCAGUAAAUCGCGGGACCUCCACAGUGUCACACCCGGAGGUGAUGAGCCAUCAAAGCGUGAGUCUUACCACGUUCCCAUCAAAGCCGGCGUGACGACACUUACAACAUACGUCAAACGGCCCUCGCCUACGACAAACGUAGAUGCUGGCACGCCGAGCGCUGUGAUCGCGACCGUCAAUUUUGCCACGCCUCCAAAUGACAUCACACCAUUGGAAGCUGUGGCCAGAGCCGCCGAGGUAGACAGUCGUGAUCACGAUGGGGGGGCCUCAACGCACAACGACCCACGAUUGAACAAGAAACGAGAACCGUUGGCAAGCUACGGCCAGACCGACCCCAACUCCAACACUCUAGCCGCUGGCUCAAAUGGUAAUACGUACCCGCAAGGAGAUUUUACUGGAGGUUCAGGAACCAAUCCGAACACUAAAGUGAAGACUCCAUAUGGUUCCGCUGAAAGCAAUGACCAAAUCAACAGCAAUACGGGACGGCCAUCUUACAGUCAGCCUGGUUACAACCACGCGCCUGCUCAGAACUCUGGGUCACAGUCGGGCAACAAGAACGCCCCUUACCAGACUGACAUGAAUCAGAGGAACAUGUACAAUGAUGGUAGUGAGAUCGGCCCAGGGACUGGAAGUGGGACCAGCGGACAGGCAAUAUAUGGUGACACUGGCAGCGGUCGAGGCGGAAACGUGCAGCCAGCCUCAAAUAGCGGCCCGGACAGUCGCUAUGGCAGCUCGACGGACAAUCUUGGGACCAACGGACAAGGGUCACGGCCUUACACUAAGCAAGGUGGCAUGCACAGUGAUGAUCAGGACGGCGGAGCGACCGGUGAAGACGAUGAAGCCGGUGAAGAUGGUGAGAAUGGCGAGAACGGUGGGAACGAUCCAUAUGGCCAAUCUGGUCAAGCUCCACCAUAUCAAGGUUCUCGUCUGGGCUACUCUGGUGUGCCCAACUCUGGCGGAGAUUCGAGAUACGGUACCGGCAAGGAAGAGUGUGAUGAAACGCAAUAUCCCGGAAGCUGCGACUCGUCGUCCGCAAGUCCUUACGCUACCGAUCCUGAUAUCUCACAGCUCCGUAAUAAUCUUCCUGGUAGUUUGCCAAGCAUCCUUAAGCUAAGCAAUCCUUUCGGGAAAUCUGGAGGCAAGACAACUGAUCCGGAGACACCUGAACUCAAUGAGAAGCCUGCACAACCGAGCCCACCUUUGAAUCCAGCUCCGAAUGGCAACAGCGGUGGGGACACUCAUGGCGUAACAGGGCAGCCUGCACCGAUUUCUCCUCCGGUGGCCAGUCCAACAUCACCCACAGCGGAGCCCCCAAAAUCAACCCCAUCCGCCUUAGAUCCACCACCCCCACCAACGCCCUCCCAAACUGGUCCGACUCCCACAGAUCCUGUGGAGCAAGCGAAGGAGUCAACGGAGUCUCAAAUAGCGAAGGAGAGUCAAGCUGCGGCGACGUCACCCAAGACGUGUAAGCGGAGAAACAAGUCGAAGAGUAAGAAGCCUAGCAGUGGUGACGACCCGGAAGGGGGAGGUUCAGGAUCGUCUGGUGGGAAGUCUGGAAAGUGUUGA